AUAAAAGUGGCCCAAAACAAAAUAGGGCUCGGCUAUAUAUUCUUAAUAAACACACACGCUCUGGAAACCCUAGAAUUCCCAUAGCAGCAGCAGCCAAGAGGUUAGCAAAACCCUUCCCCAAUCUCUCCAAAUUCUUCAACAGUAAAAAUGUCUAUCGGUGAGCUCGGUUGCACUUACGCCUGCUUGAUCCUCUCCGACGAUGGCAUCCCCGUCACUUCGGAGAAGAUUGCGACACUUUUGAAGGCUGCGAAUGUGAGUGUGGAGUCUUACUGGCCGAGUUUGUUCGCCAAGCUUGCGGAGAAGAGAAGUAUUGAUGAUCUUGUUAUGAAUGUCGGAGCUGGUGGCGGUGGCGGUGCUGUUGCCGUUUCUGCCCAGCCUGCCGGUGGUGCUGCUGCCGAAGCUAAAGCACCUGUUGAGGAGAAGAAGGAGGAACCUAAGGAAGAAAGUGAUGACGAUAUGGGAUUCAGCCUCUUUGAUUAGGAUCUGUUAUCACCUGGAUUGUUUAAUUUCCGUUGCCUUUUUUACUUUAGUUUCCAUGAAUUUUUUGUUCCAUAUGUACUUUGUGAAGUUCACAAAGUAUGUAGUCGUGUAUGAACCUUGUUUAAUGAGAAAGUAUUUAGUCGUUUGAACCUCGAGUAAAGGAAAACUGCCUAGUAGUAUAAACUUUGCUCAAGAGGAUAUGUUGAUUGUUGAACCUGAUAUAUCUGUGAUACUGUGAUCUGCAUUUGUUUUUA
Messenger RNA from Daucus carota subsp. sativus, 734 nucleotides. Its product is annotated as large ribosomal subunit protein P1. Gene Ontology annotation, molecular function: ribonucleoprotein complex binding; structural constituent of ribosome; protein kinase activator activity. The transcript is spliced from 4 exons. Gene Ontology annotation, biological process: translational elongation; cytoplasmic translation. Lineage: Eukaryota; Viridiplantae; Streptophyta; Magnoliopsida; Apiales; Apiaceae. The coding region runs from base 148 to 480 and encodes 110 amino acids. Gene Ontology annotation, cellular component: ribosome; cytosolic large ribosomal subunit. The record is from RefSeq and is a predicted model, not a curated record.